Molecule: messenger RNA, 789 nt
Organism: Maudiozyma barnettii
Lineage: Eukaryota; Fungi; Ascomycota; Saccharomycetes; Saccharomycetales; Saccharomycetaceae
Gene: VAM3
Product: SNAP receptor VAM3
Exons: 1
Coding region: 1-789 (262 amino acids)
Biological process (GO): intracellular protein transport; vesicle-mediated transport; vesicle fusion
Cellular component (GO): membrane; SNARE complex; endomembrane system
Molecular function (GO): SNARE binding; SNAP receptor activity
Source: RefSeq, a predicted model, not a curated record
AUGUCCUUCUUAGAUUUGGAAAAUCAGAAAUUACCAUCACUGACAGUGAGUGAUACUGGAAGUCCCAGUAAUCUGAUAGGUGAAUUUGCCACACAAGUCAAAUUACUUUCUAGACAAUGUCGCCAAUUAGAAACCACAAAUUGUUCAACAAAUUUAUUCACACAUAUAAAAGAUGAACAAAUUCCGUUGUGUCAUGCCAUUAAAGAUCAAAUUGUUAGCUUACGCCUUGCCCCUGGUAGUAAACUUGACAGUGAUUACCAGGAUAUCAAUGCACAAUUGAAUAAUCUGGAAACCAAAUUUAAAUCAAUGAAAAAAUUACCUUUAGUAGAUAAAUUGGCUGGUGAAGAUGAUUCUACAAAUUAUGUAUCCAUCAAGAUAAAUGAACAAACUCCAUUAUUGGAUGAAUCACAACAUGGUACUCAAUUAUAUGAUCAAAAUCAACAACAGUUGCAGCAGCAGCAGCAAAAUAAUGUUGCAAUUAAUCAAGAAGACUUGGAUUUUCAUACUAUAAUACAUCAAGAUAGAGAUACUCAAGUUUCCAGGAUACAUGGUGCAGUUAGUGAAGUGAAUGCCAUAUUCCGUCAAUUAGGUACACUAAUUCAAGAACAAGGUGAACAAGUAGACACGAUAGGAGAGAAUAUUAAUCAAUUUGGUGAAAAUACUCAAAGAGCCAAUGAACAAUUGAAAAAAGCUGAUGAAAACCAGAGAAAACGUAACAAAUGUGGAAUGAUCACUUUAGUUAUUGUAUGUGUAGUAUUUUUAACUAUCAUUUUGAUAAUCUUAAGUUAA